This is a messenger RNA of Syngnathus acus (greater pipefish), 4124 nucleotides long. It is a transcript of the gene lpin2, whose product is annotated as lipin 2. The record is from RefSeq and is a predicted model, not a curated record. Gene Ontology annotation, cellular component: cytosol; endoplasmic reticulum membrane; nucleus. Gene Ontology annotation, molecular function: phosphatidate phosphatase activity; transcription coactivator activity. Lineage: Eukaryota; Metazoa; Chordata; Actinopteri; Syngnathiformes; Syngnathidae. The transcript has 19 exons. Gene Ontology annotation, biological process: cellular response to insulin stimulus; positive regulation of transcription by RNA polymerase II; triglyceride biosynthetic process. The coding region runs from base 471 to 3263 and encodes 930 amino acids.
GGGGAUUACACUUUACAGUCCUCUCAUUGUUCUGUACUUGUAGUCACAUGUUUUGGAUGUAGAUUGAUUAUUGCGCCGCGGUAACUACCAGCCAUUGUACUAAUUGAUCCUAUUGGCGCAAGACCGAAAGCCACAAGCUUCCAUGAUUAGUCACAUUAACAAGCAGCAAUGGUCGUAUCGUUCACGCGACAGUGCGUGUGAACGUCACGCUGCAGAGAACACUUUAUUAUCAGGAGCAAAAACACCUCGUAGCGAGUGUCACCUUAUCAGCCGUCAGCUGUCAUCUCAUUGGCUCAACUGACGAUCCUGUAUGCUGGCGGAGGCAUGAAUUGUAAAGUUUAUGACAGCGUUUCAUAGGAGCAGGUGAUAAGUCGGAGGAUACAUAAAGAACACGUUCAGGAUGGUUGAGUUAAGUUAUGCAAGAAGCUUGCCGUGGUCGCGGUGGAGUGUCAUGAGGUCUUGUGGUCACCAUGAAGAGACAAAGAUCCUCAGGAACCACCAGCACGGAGGAUAACACUGACAGCAGUGAGUUGGAUGAUUUACCAUCGUUAAAAUCCUCUUGGAACUUGGUGGACACCAUGAACUACGUUGGUCAGCUGGCCGGGCAGGUGCUGGUCACCGUCAAGGAGCUGUACAAGGGCAUCAACCAGGCCACGCUGUCCGGAUGCAUCGACGUGGUGGUCGUCCGCCAGCGGGACGGCACCUACCAGUGUUCGCCUUUCCACGUGCGCUUCGGCAAGCUCGGUGUGCUGCGUUCCAAAGAGAAAGUGAUUGACAUUGAAGUGAAUGGGGAGCCUGUGGAGUUGCAAAUGAAACUCGGCGACAACGGCGAGGCUUUUUUCGUCCAGGAAACCGAACAGGAGAAUCAGAUUGUUCCCGCCCACCUGGCCACAUCCCCAAUCCCAACAGAGAGUCACCUUUUCUGGAUCUCAGAAGUGGAGCACCGGUCCUCAAAAGACUUGCAAGACGACGACCCGGCCGACCGGGAAUAUCCCCCCGAUCCGCCGCCGCCCGCUACCGUCUCCACCAAAAAGAAGAAAAAACGGAGGAAGAAGCACAAAGGGGACCCUCGCAGAGAAGAGCUGACUCCCCCCACGUCGGUCACCCCCGCCGCUGCUACCACACCUGCUGCUACCGCCACCGAGGAAAUGUUUGAGAUGGACCUAAGCUCUGAUGAGGAUGCCUCGGUGCCUCACGUGUCCAGAUCGCCUUCAACGUCCACAAUACGAGAUGUUGACCCCAGACUACCUGCGGCCAGACAUAGCUUGGAUGGCUACGCACUGUCUGAUGGUGACUGGGCAACAAAUGACAGCCAAGGCUUGUCCCAGGCCUUUUCUCCAAAGAGUGAUUCCGAACUGAUGGUGAGACCGUCGGAGACUCUGCUGCGAGCCGAGUCGCACAUGCAGUGGACCUGGGGAGAGUUUCCGGAAACGGCUAAGGUGACCAGAAAAGACAGAGCGGAGCUACUUAAAACCGUGACCAUCACCCCUUCCGAGAGCACCCAUUUCCGCGUUAUCCUCAGCUCCGAGGCCAUGGAGGACUACAGCGAAACGGACGAUGGCGACCGCCACGUGUGCGCCGUCGUCAAGCCCGAGCCGCGCACGCUCACGAGCGCUUCUGUGACCGCGCGUGAGAGUCCGGACGCUCUCGCGCAGCCUGCGGAAUUGCUGCCGUACGACGUGGUCACCUCCACCCCCGGCAGCAGCCAGCAGAGCGACUCCCCCUCCAAGAAGAAAGGUGUCCCGAAGAGGAGCCAUCAUCAGGGUCCCGAGGACAUCUACCUGGAUGACCUGAACGCACUUGAGCCCGAUGUCGCUGCCAGAUACUUUCCCAAAAGCGAGGCGGAGGCGGCCGGCAAGCACUGGAUGGAAACAGAGAUUCGCUCGGGUUCGCAGUCGCCGCAGUCGGUGGGCAGCGCCGCCGCCGACAGCGGCACCGAGUGUCUGUCGGACUCAGCGAGCGACCUCCCGGACGUCACGCUGUCGCUGUGCGGAGGCCUGACGGAGAACGCGGAGAUAUCCAAAGAAAAGUUCAUGGAGCACAUCAUCACCUACCACGAAUUUGCUGAAAAUCCAGCAAUUAUCGAUAACCCAAACCUUGUCGUUAAGAUAGGAAAUAGAUAUUAUAACUGGACUCUUGCUGCACCCUUGAUUCUAAGUCUACAAGCAUUUCAGAAGAAUUUACCAAAGGCUACAGAGGAGGCCUGGGUGAAGGAGAAGAUGCCAAAGAAGUCGGGCCGCUGGUGGUUCUGGCGGAAACGGGCGGAUAGUGCAAUCAAGCAGUCUGAGACCAAGCUUGAAACCAAGGAAGAGUCUCAGUCGGCAGAGGAAGGACCCGCCAUGACGCAGGAGAAUCUCGCCUUACGGAGCAAAAACACAGACUCGUCCAGCGACGAAGAAUGCAAGGAGGUGAGCGCCGCGUCGUGUCAGGAGAGACACCAUCAUGACAUUCAGCAGCAUCUCGGCGCCCACGCCUACAGGAAGUCUCUACGUCUCUCCUCUGAUCAGAUUGCCAGUCUGAAACUAAAGGAAGGCCCCAACGACGUGACGUUCAGCAUCACCACGCAAUACCAAGGCACGUGCCGCUGCGAGGGCACCAUCUACCUGUGGAACUGGGACGACAAAGUCAUCAUCUCUGACAUCGACGGAACCAUCACCAAGUCCGACGUGUUUGGACAGAUCCUGCCGCAGCUUGGGAAGGACUGGACCCACCAGGGGAUCGCCAAGCUCUAUCACUCAGUCGCCGAGAACGGCUACAAGUUCCUGUACUGCUCGGCUCGUGCCAUCGGCAUGGCAGAUAUGACGAGGGGCUACCUGCAGUGGGUCAACGACGAUGGCACCAUCCUGCCCCGCGGGCCUCUCAUGCUGUCACCCAGCAGCCUCUUUUCGGCUUUCCAUAGGGAGGUCAUCGAGAAGAAACCCGAGAUCUUUAAGAUCGAAUGCCUGACGGACAUCAAGAACCUGUUCCAGCAUAACAAACAGCCGUUCCACGCCGCCUUCGGCAAUCGAGCCAACGAUGUCUUUGCCUACAAGGAGGUGGGAGUUCCCGUUUGCCGGAUCUUCACGGUCAACCCGAAGGGAGAGUUGAUCCAGGAACAGACCAAGGGCAACAAGUCCUCUUACUGCAGGCUGAGCGAGCUGGUGGAGCAUAUGUUCCCGCUGCUGAGCAAGGAGCAGAACGAAGCUUUCGCGAUGCCCGAAUUCAGCUCCUUCUGCUUUUGGAGGCAGCCCAUCCCCGCCGUGGACCCCGCGGACCUGCUCUGAAAAUCGCUCAGGUACUCUCGCAACGAGGAGAGGGCCAGGAAGGCACGCACCGCACUUGAAAGGGUGCCCUGUUGUGUUCAUUUUUUUUCCACGGGAGUUACCUAGCAGCGCAAAUGCACAAAAGAGACACCUGGGAGAUGCUCGCUUUUGCCAAAUCCAACGCCGCCUUAGAUGCACUUCUGGACCUGCCUAAUGGCCGCCGCAGUUGCGGUACAGCGAGAAUAAGUCAGGCUCCAUUUUCAAGGUCACGCCUCCACACGAAGCAGCUACUCCUUCCUCACACUGAAACGAUGCGAGGAGGACAAUAUUGGCAUAGAAAACUAUUUAUGAUGCUCAAAAACAACCUCUGCUGGAUCAUCAUCAUGAUUAUUAUUUAUGAAACUAAGUGUUAUGUUUAAGUUAUUACUGAUGCUGAUGCCUUGUCUGAAGAAGUUCUUUACGGCCACAAACAUUAGCGCUAAAUGCAAACGGUAAGCCUUUUUACUUUGAAGUACAGUCCGUGUUUCAGGAGUACAACGCAUGUUCCUCAGCAUAUGCACACAACCGUUCAAAAGUUUGGAGUCGCUUAUUAUUCAUAGAAGAAGAAAAAUAAAUCAUCCAAAGUACAGCCCAGAAAUUGUUAAUAUACUAAAAACAGUGCUUAUAAAAAAGGACAUUUGGAAGAGACCCCUAAACCUGUGAACUGUAGUGUGUAUAAAUAUUCAUAUAUGCACUGAAAGUGUGUACAUUUCCAUUUGAAGGAUUUUGACAAAAACAAAGGAAUGGUGUUACUUCAUGAUCCAAACUCACUUGGUCGUACGGCUGCUCCUCAUACUUAACCUGGGGUGGGUGACCUACAAGAUCUGGCAAAAAAUAAAUAAA